GUGUGCUCUUUGUAGGCAAGCCUGUAACUGGACGCCAGGUGGUCUGUGAUUGGCUGAGUCGAGGCCCUCUCUCCCCCGUCUUCUUUUUCUGGUGCAUAUGCAUGAGAUAGCAGGCUGGUGUGUGCCUGUGCAGCUGCUUGUUCUAGACAGGAAAAGAGAGGGAGAGAAACAGGAGCGAGACAUUGGGGAAGGUUAGAGGAAGAGGAAUAGAGAAAGGAAAUCGGGUGAGGAGACGGAGGGCGACUGUGAUUGGGGGGGUUGUGGUAGCCAUGUCUAUUUUCUGUUUGUCUGGCUGGCUAUGAGAUCAGGCAGCCAUGGCCAUGUCACUGAGCGCCGACGAUGAGGAUUACGACUCGGACACAGCCGAACAGCAACGGCUUCCCAACAGACCCAAGCCUAAAAUGGCUGCAUCAACAGCAACAACUCCGGCAGCAACCACAUCUUCAUCCACUGCUACAGCGGUCAAGCUGCCAUCCAAUCGAACCUCCUCUGGAGCUCGCCGCAGGCGCACACGAUGCCGGAAGUGCGAGGCAUGUGUGCGGACGGAAUGUGGAGAGUGUCACUUCUGUAAGGACAUGAAGAAGUUUGGAGGACCUGGUCGAAUGAAACAGUCUUGCAUUAUGAGACAAUGUAUAGCGCCUGUGUUGCCGCACACAGCAGUGUGUGUGGUAUGUGGUGAAGCUGGUAAAGAAGACACACUUGAUGAUGAAGAUGAAAAAUUUAACGCCAUGCUCAUGGAGUGCUCUAUCUGCAACGAGAUUGUCCACCCAAACUGCCUCAAGGUAAAGGAUGCAGCCGGGGUAGUAAAUGAUGAGCUUCCUAACUGCUGGGAAUGUCCAAAAUGCAAUUAUGCUGGAAAAACUGGAAAAUUGUCUUUUGUAUUUUCUUGCCACUCUUUGGCCUGCAAGCAAAAACGGGGCCCAGGCUUUAAGUACGCAUCCAACCUGCCAGGGUCCCUUCUGAGGGAGCAAAAAGCAGGUCGUGACGGUAGAGAGGAAGGGGACCAGACAUUGACAGGUGCAGCAUCCAUCAAAAGGAAGAGUGAGAGGGAGGAAACUCCCAGGCUGAAGACUGAGGAUCUUCCCUCACGUCUACCCCCACUCUUGACCCCCAGUGGCCUGCCAAGACCACGAUCCGAAGUUCCCAACUUCUUAAGGAAGAAGAGGAAGUUAUUUGAUGACGAUGAAGAGGAAGAGGAGGCUAGUGCUAAAAAGAAGCCGAAGAAACCCUGGAGGUCUGAAGAGCCUUUGAUUCCCAAACUCUCUCACAUGAGAACAGAAGAGGAGGAAGACAACUCUGAUGAGGAGGAAGAGAGGCAGGAGAAGCGAGAACCGCCUCGUCGUUCAUUUAAGAAAGACUACAGCACAGUGAGAAAAGAGGAAGUGCAUGAAGAAGAGAGACGGGAGGAGAGAGAUUCACCUUUCAGAUCCCUAAAGGAGUUUAACACCCUAAAGAAAGAAGAAGACCAAGAAGAAGACAAAGACGAAGAUGAUGAGGAAGAGGAGGAUGAGAGUAAUGGCAAACGAGGCAGGGACAGCAGCCCUGCACUGAAGAACCAUUCUUUAUCGCUUGAGAGUGACGCAUCGCGGUGCAGCUCCCCAAGGGCAGGGCCGAGCAGUGAAGGCAGUGAGACGCAAGAAAAGGCACCACGUCCUCGGGCGAGGCGACACCGGCGGAAGCCCCCUAACCGCCAGCUUAGCGCAGAACUCAGCAAGCAGCUUAACAUGGAGAUCCGUCGCACAGAGCAUUCACUGGCCAAUGAGAACCAGCAGCCACUCAAGAGUGAACCCGAGGACAGCGAGAACGAGGAACCAAAGAGAGGCUUACGGAACGGGACUUCAGGGAAUGUAGGAGGAGGAGGUGGAGGAGUAGAAAGGGGAGCAGGCGGAGAGGGAGGAGGGGAGCGACCACACUUACGAGCAAGGGAGAUGAACGGGACGUCUUGGGAGCUGCGGCACUUCUACCCUCCUCAGAUCACCCCACUUGGCUUGAACCGCAGUUCACCUACAGUCAGACCACUUCCUGCACGUUCCCCUCCCAAGUGUGUUCAGAUGGAGCGGCAUGUGAUCCGGCCACCUCCAAUUUGCCCUCCACCUGAUAGGCUACCACUAGCUGAUGGGCGUAAUCAUAUUGUGCCCAGAGAAGCGUGGUUGGCUAUCUUCAGUCACUUGAGCCAUCGUGAACUUUGUGUGUGCAUGCGCGUGUGCAGGACAUGGAAUCGCUGGUGUUGUGACAAGAGAUUGUGGACUCAUAUCGAUUUGAAGCGCUGUAAGUCCAUCACACCACUCAUGCUGAGUGGGAUAAUUCGCAGACAGCCCAUCACUUUGGACUUGAGCUGGACCAACAUCUCCAAGAAGCAAUUAAGCUGGCUUAUUAACCGACUACCAGGACUGAGGGUGCUCCUCCUAUCAGGCUGUUCAUGGGUGGCCGUUUCGGCUCUCUGCACAUCCAGCUGUCCUCUACUGCGUACUCUAGAUCUGCAGUGGGUGGAGGGGCUCAAAGACCCCCAGAUGAGGGACCUACUAUCCCCUCCGACUGACAACAGACCAGGUCAGAUGGACACACGCAGCAAACUACGGAAUGUUACUGACCUGCGUCUGGCUGGUUUGGACCUCACGGACUGCUCUCUGCGUCUCAUAAUUAAAAAUAUGCCUCUACUCUCCCGUCUGGACUUGAGUUACUGCAACCAUAUCAAUGACCAGUCAGUAAACCUGCUGACUGCUGCAGGGACCACCACGAGAGACUCCCUAACCGAUGUCAACCUUUCUGUGUGCAACAGGGUCACUGAUCAGUCACUGAGUUACUUCAAACGCUGCGGAAGCAUCUGCCGCAUUGACCUGCGAUUUUCCAAGCAGGUGAGCAGACAGGCAUGUGAGCGCUUCAUUGCUGAGAUGUCGGUCAUUGUUCCCUUCAAACUGCAAGAGGAUAAACUGCUCCAAAAACUACACAGCACCCCCUAGUGUCUGGGAGGAAUUGAACACCAGUCUAAAAUGAUACCAUGUAUCAGGUGCACUCAUGUGUUCGGACUGAAACUGGAUUCGCACACUUAAAAAAAAAAAAAAAAGCACUGCAACACGUAUGUGGACAAAGCGUUUGGUCAUCUUCUUUCAAACUGGAGAGAAGAGCAGACGUAUUGUACUUAAAGGCACAUAAUUCUGCUCCUAGUCUGAAUGGUGUAUUUUAAUGAUGAUGGACUUUAUUCUUCAAAUUCUGUUAAUCUUUAAGAGGAGAUGUAUGUGUUAUUACCAGGAAAUUGUAUUUAAAUGGUGGUGUAGUAGAAAGCAGAGGAAGUAAUGGGUAUAUAUACACACAACAUCCACAUACUCACUGGAUACUACACACACCUCUUAA
Molecule: messenger RNA, 3351 nt
Organism: Rhinichthys klamathensis goyatoka
Lineage: Eukaryota; Metazoa; Chordata; Actinopteri; Cypriniformes; Leuciscidae
Gene: kdm2ba
Product: lysine (K)-specific demethylase 2Ba
Exons: 10
Coding region: 315-2960 (881 amino acids)
Biological process (GO): regulation of transcription by RNA polymerase II; protein demethylation
Molecular function (GO): histone demethylase activity; transcription coregulator activity; zinc ion binding
Source: RefSeq, a predicted model, not a curated record